Molecule: messenger RNA, 801 nt
Organism: Cladophialophora psammophila CBS 110553
Lineage: Eukaryota; Fungi; Ascomycota; Eurotiomycetes; Chaetothyriales; Herpotrichiellaceae
Exons: 3
Coding region: 1-801 (266 amino acids)
Source: RefSeq, a predicted model, not a curated record
AUGAUGUUGCCGUUGAGCCCAGCUCCCGUAUAUGGGAGGAAAUGGCCGGAUGGAACACUUCCGGUCCGAGUCCUCCCAAUAGUGGAAGAGCCCGACGAGUCGGCGCAGAGCACAAGUUCAUCACAAGACCGAGUCCUGUGCGGACGCAUCACAAGGAACAAGGUGGUCAAGUCAGCCACAAAGAUGAAAAUUGAUGAAAGCCCAAAGGUAUCUGUAGAUGAGUGCUUUUUGUUCUUGGGGUACCAAUUUGGCGCCAACCCAGAAGAGAUCCAAAGAUACGUUCGCGAAGCAAGAAAGCAUCCACGGCGAUCUUUGCGCAAAUCACUUGGAUCCGGGGGAGGCCGCGAUAGCAAUGGGACUCCAGAGAAAGGCACGAUGAUGACGACUGCAGAGAUCCCCAUUCCUAUUUGCUUGCAUGUCUCAUUCAAAUCGCUGAAGUCAAAUGCCUCCGUGGCGCCGACGGUCAUGAUAGCGCAGCAGGAUCUGCCUGAUAUAGGCGCACUCUGUGUACGGCCGAGGGACGAACUCUCAGAAGCCAUUGGGAAUCAGCUUUUCGAGACAAAGCAUCCAAAGAAAUGGGUCUUCGAGAGCAAGGCUGAUGACAACGCUUUCUACAGGAGGGGCGGAAAUUUUUCGGAGGAGACGAGACAUGUCAAGGUUGCAAAACUGACGCAGGAGGAAAAGGCGAGCCAGGAAAUGGUGAACUGUGGUGACGCAGCUUGCAACAAUGAACCCGAGACCCCAGAACAGCCUUUGUCGGAGGAAGCUGCUAUCGAUGGAUUCGUGGAGAUCUACUUUUAG